Messenger RNA from Colias croceus (clouded yellow), 3906 nucleotides. RefSeq names its product nicotinate hydroxylase hnxS-like. Gene Ontology annotation, molecular function: 2 iron, 2 sulfur cluster binding; oxidoreductase activity; iron ion binding. Bases 33 to 3896 code for a protein of 1287 amino acids. The transcript is spliced from 16 exons. Lineage: Eukaryota; Metazoa; Arthropoda; Insecta; Lepidoptera; Pieridae. The record is from RefSeq and is a predicted model, not a curated record.
CAUAUUUGUAAGUGUGUAAUAUAAAUGAAAAGAUGGAUCAUAUCGUGUUCAAAUUAAAUGGAAUAGAGCAUAAAGCUGACGGCAGAUUUAGCCCAGAUUUCACUCUAAACGAAUACAUUAGAACCGUGGCAGACCUUCGCGACACUAAAGUCAUGUGCAGGGAGGGAGGUUGUGGGGCCUGUAUAGUAUCUGUAAGGGCCUCUACACCCACACAAGAGAUAAAAACUUUCGCCGUGAAUUCUUGUUUAGUAUCUCUGUUUUCUUGCCACGGCUGGGAUAUUCGAACAACAGUAAGCAUAGGCAACAGUACCAUUGGAUAUCAUGAGAUACAGAAGAGAUUGGCUGCUGUGAACGGAUCGCAGUGUGGCUUCUGUUCACCAGGCUGGGUUAUGAGUAUGUACAGCCUAUUGGAGUCAAAUCCAAAACCAACAGCAGCAGUAAUUGAAAAUUCAUUCGCCAGCAAUAUAUGCAGAUGUACUGGCUAUAGAUCAAUAGCUGAUGCUUUCAAAUCUUUCGCAAUCGAUGAAAAUAAAGAUAUAAAACAAAAACUAAUUGACCUUGAAGAUCUUGGUAAUAUUAAAUGUGAUAAAAAGUGUAAAGAAGUUAAAAAAGAAGAGGAAAAUGAAGAUCUUGGUAAUAUUAAAUGUGAUAAAAAAUGUAAAGAAGUUAAAAAAGAAGAGGAAAAUGAAAGUACGUGGUGUGUUAUUGAGAAAGAUGAAAAUGUACCAAUUGAAAUAAGUGGAGAUGGAUUUAAAUGGUACAGAGCUACAAAUUUGAAUGAUGUAUUCAGUGCUAUGGGGAAUGGUGAACAUAAACUAGUCGCUGGAAAUACGGGACAAGGUGUUUAUCGCAUCAAUGAAUAUCCGAAAAACGUAAUAGACAUAUCAAAUGUAACGGAAUUAAAGGGUUUUGAUAUUGACGUUAACCUAAUCUUAAAAGCUGCUCUUUCAUUAACCGAAAUGAUGGAAAUAAUUCUGAAGUUGUCCAAAGAAAAUGAGGACUUUUCUUAUCUGAAAGAGUUAUGGGAUCAUAUGGAUUUGGUUGCUCAUAUACCUGUUAGAAAUGUUGGCACGAUUGGCGGUAAUUUAAUGUUAAAACAUACAAACAAAGAAUUUCAAUCUGAUCUCUUCGUACUUCUUGAAGCAAUUGGUGGCAUGAUUACUAUAGCUGAAGGCGUGGGGAAAUAUAAAAUCAUAACUCUACUGGAUUUUCUUAAGGUUGAUAUGAAUAAUAAGGUUUUAAUUAAUGUUUUAUUACCACCGUUAUCUAAAGACUGCAUUUUAAAAACUUACAAGAUAAUGCCUUGUUCCCAAAAUUCUCGUGCGAUAGUAAACUCGGCAUUCCUGUUCAAAUUUCACCACAGCUCCCAAAUUCUAGACAAAAUGACAAUUGUGUAUGGUGGUAUAUCACCAAAUUUCGUACAUGCUGCUAAAUCUGAGAUGGCAUUGAUUGGUAAAGAUCCCUUUACAAAUGAGACAUUGAACAUAGCUUUAAGAAGUUUGUCGAAGGAAAUAAAUCCUGAAGUUAUGGAAACUGAGCCAUCUGUAGAUUAUCGGAAAAUGUUGGCUCUGAGUCUUUUCUAUAAGGCCAUUCUAAGCUUAUCACCUGAUGAUAAAAUAAAUCCCAUAUAUCGUUCUGGUGGUGAUGUAAUUAAAAGAGAAGUUUCCAAAGGAAAUCAGUAUUACGACACUGAUCCAACUAUUUGGCCGCUAAAUAAACCGAUACCGAAGUUAGAAGCAUUAAUACAAUGUAGUGGUGAAGCUGUUUACGCAAAUGCUUUACCGAAGUUAACAAAUGAGGUGUUUGCUGCAUUUGUUCUAGCUGAUACAACUCCGGGCAGUAUUAUUAGUGAUUUUGAUACCUCUGAAGCUUUUAAACUUGAAGGCGUCGCUGCAUUUUACACAGCUAAAGAUAUACCUGGAAAAAAUACCUUUACACCAAGUAACGUGCCGCUCAUGGCAGCUGAUGAAGAGAUCCUAUGCUCUGGAAAAGUAUUAUUUAAUGGCCAACCAGCUGCUAUUAUAGUUGCAAAUAGAGAAUUUACCGCCAACAAAGCUGCUAAACUAGUGAAAAUCAUUUAUUCAGUUAUUAAUAAUAACAAACCGUUACUUACUAUCGAUGACGUUUUAAAAUCUCCUGAUAAUAAAUCAAGAGUAAUAAAUAAUGAAACCAUAAAACCCAGUAAUGUAGGGAAUGAUGUGAAACAUGUAAUCAAAGGUGAAUUUAAAACAGUAGAUCAAUAUCAUUAUUACAUUGAACCUCAAACGUGUGUUGCUAAACCUAUUGAAGAUGGACUGGAAAUACAUUCAGCUACACAGUGGCUCGAUUUAGCUAAUGUUGCUGUUGCUCAAUGUUUAAAUGUUCCAGUAAACAGUAUAAAUGUGAUCGUUCGUAAAGUGGGUGGUUCCUAUGGAGGUAAAAUAACGAGAUCAGCUCAAGUCGCCUGUGCUGCGGGUCUGGUGGCGCAUCUACAGAGAAAAGCGUGUAGAUUGAUUCUGUCUCUUGAAACGAAUAUGCGGUCGAUUGGAAAGAGAUUACCGACUCUGAGUAAUUUUGAGGUGGGCGUAGAUGAAAAAGGUGUCAUUCAGUAUCUAAAGAACACUUUCUAUCAAGAUAAUGGUCAUUCAAUUAAUGAAGUGAUCGUCCCUUUAACCGUUAAUCAUUUCUGUAAUUGCUACGACACUCAGAGGUGGGAGAUAGAAGCUAAUACUGUUUUGACUGAUAAACCCUCGAAUACUUGGUGUCGUGCUCCUGGUUCUACGGAAGGUGUAGCAAUGAUAGAGUACAUUAUGGAAAUAAUUGCAUAUGAAAUAGGCCAAGAUCCUAUGCAAGUUCGAAUUGCAAACAUGAUACUCGAAAACAAUCCUCUCAUAGAUAUGAUUGAUCAAUUAAAAAAAGAUUCUGAUUAUGAUAAAAGGAAAACGGAAAUCGAAGAAUUCAAUAAAAAUAACCGGUGGCGCAAGAGAGCAAUGAAAAUGAUGCCGAUGAAGUAUGAUGUAGGAUACUUUGGUAAUUAUAACUCCAUAGUUUCAAUAUAUCACGGUGAUGGAAGCGUCCUUAUUAUGCAUGGUGGUAUUGAAAUGGGGCAAGGUCUUAAUACUAAAGUUGCUCAAGUAUGCGCCUAUACACUUGGCAUACCAUUAGAAAAGAUAAGUGUACAACCAUCUACAAGUUUUACUUCACCGAAUACUAUGACUACAGGCGCUAGUAUUGGAAGCGAAUGUGUUUCAUACGCAACUAAAAGAGCAUGUGAAAUUCUAUUAGAUAGAUUGGCUCCUAUCAAAGCAAAAGGAAGUUAUACUUGGGAAGAGCUAAUCGUUGAAGCGUUUAAAGAAGAAAUUGAUUUGCAAGCGUCUUACAUGUAUUCUGCUAUGAAAGAUGAUGUGAAACCAUAUGCUGUAUAUGCAGUGUGUGUUUUAGAGGUGGAAAUUGACAUUUUAACUGGAAAUCAUAAUGUGAGACGGUUGGAUCUACUUGAAGAUGUCAGUAGAAGCCUUAGUCCUAUGAUAGAUGUCACACAGAUAGAAGGUGCCUUUGUUAUGGGCCUUGGAUAUUGGACGCAAGAAAAUCUGAUAUAUGAUCCCUUAUCGGGAAGACUAUUAACCGAUCGCACGUGGUCCUACAAGCCUCCAGGUAUAAAAGAUAUACCAGCAGAUAUGAGAAUUUACUUCUGCAAAAACUCUAAAAACGAGUUUGGUGUGCUACAAUCUAAAGGUACCGGGGAACCAGCACUAUGCCUGGCUACAGUAAUCAUCCACGCGAUCCGAGACGCAGUGCGCCUAGCGCGCUUGGACGCCGGCCUUUCAGACGAAUGGUUACGAAUUGAAAACCCUUGUACAGUGGAAAAUAUAUUUAUGGCUGUGGGACAUAAGAUCGAACAUUUCAAAUUGAUAUGAAAACAAUAAU